Fusarium venenatum is the source of this 1164-nucleotide messenger RNA. Its product is annotated as glycoside hydrolase superfamily. Gene Ontology annotation, cellular component: extracellular region; cell surface. Gene Ontology annotation, molecular function: glucan exo-1,3-beta-glucosidase activity. The record is from RefSeq and is a predicted model, not a curated record. Gene Ontology annotation, biological process: glucan catabolic process. Lineage: Eukaryota; Fungi; Ascomycota; Sordariomycetes; Hypocreales; Nectriaceae.
AUGAAGCUUUACACUCCCUCUACCCUUCUUACAGUCUUUUGUGGCUUAGUCAAUUCUGCUCCACCCUCCAACUACCUCAAUUGGAAAUCAUUCAGUGCCAAUGGAGUCAACCUCGGUGGCUGGCUACAUCAGGAAACCGUCAUUGAUCCAGAGUGGUGGAAUCAGUAUGCACCCGGCACACUUGAUGAAUGGGAUUUCUGCGCAAAGUUGGGUUCACGAUGUGGUCCAGUUUUAGAACAACGAUACAGCUCUUUCAUCACCACGAAGGACAUCGAUGCCAUGGCCCAAACUGGGAUCAACGUCAUUCGAAUUCCUACCGGAUACAAUGCCUGGGUCAAGGUCCCAGGUUCUCAACUCUAUAGCGGCAAUCAAGCUAGCUUUCUUAGAGCCAUCUCCGACUAUGCUAUUAAGAAGUAUGGCAUUCACGUUAUUCUUGAUAUCCACUCGCUCCCUGGAGGUCUCAAUGGUAUGGGACUUGGUGAGAAGGAAGGCAAUUAUGGCUGGUUCCAGAACCAGACCGCCCUAGAUUAUUCAUACAAGGCAGUCGACGCUGCUAUCAAAUUCAUCCAAGAGUCAGACGUUCCUCAAGGCUUUACCCUGGCCCCAAUCAACGAGCCUGUCGACAAUCGGGAUUUCACCAAGUUUGGAACACCCGAAGCUUUGAGUGAUCAAGGAGCUACUUGGGUUCUGAAGUAUUUUCAAGGAGUCGUAUCACGGGUUCAGAUGAUCAACUCGAGAAUACCUAUUAUGCUCCAAGGUGGUUUCCGACCAGUUGACUUCUGGGCCAAGAACUUUGCUGCCAGCACGAACAUUGUCUUUGAUGUUCAUCAUUACUACUUUGCCGGUCGUCCAACUACUUCGCAAAAUCUCCCUGAGUUCAUCUGUGCCGACGCCAAGGCUACUGUUGACCCCAAGUUUCCGGUGUUUGUCGGAGAAUGGUCUAUUCAGGCUACCAGCAAUAACACUUUUUCCAGCCGUGCAGUCAACCUUAACACUGGUCUGAAGGCUUGGUCGACCUAUACUCGAGGAAGUGCCUACUGGACUUGGAAGUUCUUUGGUAAUGUGCCCGUGGAUGGCGAGGGUACUCAAGGGGAUUACUGGAACUAUUCUGAUUUUGUAAAGAUGGCAAUUGUUAAUCCGUCGACUGGAAUCCCUUGCAAGUAG